Molecule: messenger RNA, 1491 nt
Organism: Pimephales promelas (fathead minnow)
Lineage: Eukaryota; Metazoa; Chordata; Actinopteri; Cypriniformes; Leuciscidae
Gene: eaf1
Product: ELL associated factor 1
Biological process (GO): transcription elongation by RNA polymerase II
Cellular component (GO): super elongation complex
Molecular function (GO): transcription elongation factor activity
Source: RefSeq, a predicted model, not a curated record
CUUUUUUUCUAGUAUCACUGACCCGGAAGUGAAACCAAACAAGCGGUCUCUGGAUUUGUUUAUUUUCAUUCACCGAACAAAGGCAUAAUAACGUAAAGAUCUUGUUGAGGGCGUUAUUUGAGUUCCCCGUGACCCGGAAGUGUUGGAUCUGCCGCAGUGUUUUGGCCGCUUCUCCUCGGGUGUUUGUUUACCUGUGAGGUUCUGCGGUUCUGGACUGGAUGUGAUGAACGGGAGCGCGAACACGCCUCUGGAUAAAGAGGAGCACGUGCUGAAGCUCGGAGACAGUUUCGAGAAGAGACCCAAAUCAUCCUUCCACACCAUCAGAUAUGACUUCAAGCCGGCGUCGAUCGACACGUCGUGUGAAGGAGAGCUGCAGGUGGGCAAGGGCGAGGAGGUGACCAUCACACUCCCACACAUCCCGGGGUCCACGCCGCCCAUGACCGUCUUCAAGGGCAACAAGAGGCCGUAUCAGAAGGACUGCGUGCUCAUCAUCAACCACGACACGGGCGAGUUCAUGCUGGAGAAGCUCAGCAGCAGCAUACAGGUCAAGAAGACCAGGGCCGAGGGCAGUAGUAAGGUCCAGGCUCGUCUGGAUCAGCAGUUGGUGAGAGCGACUCCACUGACGGCUCAGUUUCGCACCCCACUCCGGCCAGCGGGGGGCGCUAGGAGCUCGCCAGGCAAAGACAACCCUUCACCAGAGCCACAGCUGGACGACAUCAAGCGAGAGCUGCGGGCCGAGGUGGACGUGAUCGAGCAGAUGAGCAGCAGCUCUUCUUCCUCAGACUCGGGUAGCGGCGCUGAAGACCACAGCUCCGGGAGCGACUCCGAACCCGACACCCGUCUCUCUCCCGGCGGGAACCGCACAGACAACGGACUCAGCCAAUCACAGGGCAGCAGCCAGCUGAUGAACACUCUCAGCCAAUCACAGGGCAGCAGCCAGCUGAUGAACACGCUCAGAAAUGAUCUUCAGCUGAGUGAAUCUGGCAGCGACAGCGACUGAUGCGGAGAUCAGCUCGUCUGCUCAUCUGAACAUCCGGAUGCUAGAGAAUGUUUUAAAGAAUGUUAAAUAACUAUUAGAUUUUAUUUUUAUUGCAGAGGGCCAUUUUGAACCGAUAUGGUUGUGUAAGAAUGUAAUAUUGUACCUUUGGUUGUUCAGUGUUUUUAUGAAGUUUAUUGUUCAGUGUUACACACACACACACACACACACACACACCAUCUGUGAGGUUCAGUCCUGUUUCCUACAGUGUGGAAUCAGUGCAGACUCAAAUCAUUUCGGCUCAUCUUAGUUGUUUUUUGUUUGUGUUUCUAUGACUUAAGACUCGCAAUACUUCAUGUUGCAUACAUAUUUCAAAUUGUUGUCGAUACCCAAAUCUGUGUAUGUGAUCAUCUCUAGAUGUAUAAACUGCUUGUUUAACCAAACGCAAAUGGUUGUAAUGCGAUAAAUGUUGUAUAUAGUGUGUAUGUCAGAUAAAGACAAAAACAAGAGCAGUG